CUGUCCCUCCUGCGCGUGCUCUGGCGGCGGUUGUCCGUCAAUCAAUCGGUUGUUCCAAAAGUCAUAAGCGCGGGAGGAGGAUGGCGCGCUCCUUGUAUUCCAUCGUUGCUGUAGGCAAGAACAUGGGCAUUGGGAAGGACGGGGCGCUCCCUUGGCCCCCGCUGAGGAAUGAGCUUAAAUAUUUCCAUAAAAUGACCACGACAUCUACACAAGAAGGAAAACAAAACGUAGUAAUAAUGGGUAAGAAGACUUGGUUCUCCAUUCCUGAGAAAAAUCGCCCUUUAAAAAACAGAAUUAACAUAGUACUCAGCAAAGAACUAACGGAAGUGCCUCAAGGAGCCCACUACCUGGCCAGAAGUCUAGAUGAGGCACUAGAGCUUCUAGAAUCAUCAGAACUGGCAAGUAAGAUAGACAUGGUUUGGAUAGUUGGAGGCCAUUCAGUUUAUAAGGCAGCAAUGGACAAACCAAUUCAUCAACUGUUGUUUGUGACAAGAAUCCUACAUGAGUUUGAAAGUGAUACAUUUUUUCCAGAAAUUGAUUUAGAAAAAUACAGGCUACUCCCUGUCUAUGAAGGUGUCCCUACUGAUAUCCAAGAAGAAAAUGGUGUGCAAUACAAAUUUGAAGUAUAUGAAAAGAGCAUCUAAACCUACUUGCCUCAACACAUGCUUCUUAUUUAAUCUGUUUUUCAAAAAGAACCAUGACUUUCAACUGCUUUAUAUUGUCUCUAAGAGGAAAAAGGAGAGGUUACUACUUUGCUACACAUUGAGGCUUUCUUGGCAAAGAAGACUUUGCAUCAGUAGCAGUUCCAUUGAGAGUAACUGCUGUUGCAGUAAAAACAACAUUUUUACAAAGAUAACCCAGCUGUGGCUGCUGAAGAUAAGAUGGGGCCAGAAUUGCUUCUUUUUUCCCCUCUCAGAAGGCACAUGAGGGUAACAAUCCUGUGCCGAUUUACACAGAAGUAAACGUCACUGAAAUCAAUGAAAUUUAUUUUUCUGUAAUCAUCUCUAUAAUGUAGUCUCCAUCUCCCUCUGUUCCUUCUCUCACCACUUCCCAGACUAAUUCAGGUGCUAUUGAUGAAGAGGCUUCAGCACCACAAGCAUAAUGCAGCAGAGAAACUGCAAUGUAAAAGUCUUGAGCUGUCUAUACUGAAAUACUUUACAUGCUUUGCCAAUAACAAGUAUCAUUCCUUUUCAUUUAAUAAAAGAGUUGCAAUUCUGAA
Molecule: messenger RNA, 1219 nt
Organism: Pogona vitticeps (central bearded dragon)
Lineage: Eukaryota; Metazoa; Chordata; Lepidosauria; Squamata; Agamidae
Gene: DHFR
Product: dihydrofolate reductase
Biological process (GO): dihydrofolate metabolic process; folic acid metabolic process; tetrahydrofolate biosynthetic process
Cellular component (GO): mitochondrion
Molecular function (GO): dihydrofolate reductase activity; NADP binding
Source: RefSeq, a predicted model, not a curated record